AUGGAGCUUGGAGACCUUGAGCCUAGUCCCCUGGAGGGAGUCCACAAGCUGCCCGCCGAGCUUUUGUGCCACAUCUUCCGGCUUGCCGCUUCAACGCACAUUCCGACCGCUCACGCCUGCGCAUUUGUCUCAAAAAAGGUGUGCCGCUGGACAGCACCGGAUCGAUGGAGGACCAUAGUGUGUACGAGCUUGACGCAGCUGGACAGCCUGCUGAAGCUGGUCAUAUCUGACCUUGAUUUGGAAUACUCGACACUGGGUCGUAAGCCUUUCAUAUCUUUGCCAAGCGAACAGCCAGGCGAGUUCGUCUACAAUCUCUUCAUCGAGACAGAAGACGAGGAGGAAUCGUCAGAUUGGGGAAUCGUCGCCUACAGAGAUCGCAUUGAUCGGCUGGCUAAAUACGAUCCGCUGAUGUAUUUCCGGAACGUCAGCUAUCUCGCCCUUGGAGAUUACGAGAUCGGCCGCCUGCUGCAAUGUUCGGGCUUCCCGCUCGUUCGCAAGUUGCUGGUGACAUAUUCCGACGAGGUCUAUCUGCGAGAGUUCUUUGACGAACUGGAUGGGACCUAUCAGCCGCCGCAUAGCUACGACGACGGAAAUUCCGCACUUCAAUCAAUACAUGUCGUAGCUAUCGACCGUCGCAACAAACUCAGCGGAUUGCCGAUGCCCAUACAAUUGUUCGCAAGGAUGCGCUCAGGCAGCAUCUCACGUGGCGGCUAUGUGUCGCACUUUGUCGACAACAUUGACAACUCGCCCGAUUAUUGGAUUCCACCAACAGAUUCUGAGAAGUGGAAUACGAACGUCAAGAUUCGCUUCGACACGCGCAAGUUCGCCUUCAGGCCAUGCGAGAUCACGGCCAGUCGGCUCAAGCCUUUCUUCGAUGAGCUCACGACGGACAUCGGCGAGGCUAGCGGGGGCGAUCAGCCACUCCGCCCUGUCACUGAGGCCUUCUCGCACACGGGACCCCGCCAUGCAGCGCCCCAUCGUGGCGCAGGCAAUCAAGUGAUAGCCCAGCUGAAUGGCAGAAACCAGACGACUGUUUCGACGCCAAAGAGAGAAGCGCUGGCGCGUCUGGGCUGCGGAAAGUUCCAAAAACUUCACCUCUGCUGGGACCCGUUGCCCGAUGGCGAAGGGACCCCGUCGGACGAAAGCCAUCGUGCCGGCGAGACGGAUUGGCCGGUGGAACGUCAGGACAUUUGGACCAACACGGUCAUGCACGCCAAGGAGGCACGGACACAGCAGUCGCGCGUGCAAAUUUCCCGGACUGGGUGCCAGCCAGAGACACGCAAGGACGAGCUUACGUCGAGGCCGGGGCAGAAAUGGGUUAUCCCGCCUGGAGCUGCGUCGAAGGACUCAGCCUCAUUCAAAGCGGACAUGGUCGACUCUAUCCGUACGACGCUCGGCUGGACGCGGCAGGAACAAGAGCUUCUGAGCAACACGCCCCUGUUCUCUCGCGAUGCUGACCUCUCGAACCAUUUCGGCAGCCACGAGCGAGUCGACGUGUUGAAGCGCAUCGUUGCCGCCCACUUACCUCCGGGCGCCAUCGACGAUCCCAACGAAGCGCUUGCGGUCCGCAUCGUUCCUCCCGCCGAGCGACUCCGACUGGGCGGCUACUACGUGCCCUUUACCAAGAAGCAGCGCGUCCAAUGGUUCCUCGACAACCUGGACACCGACGAGGCGUAA
Messenger RNA from Moesziomyces aphidis, 1677 nucleotides. NCBI's taxonomy places the organism in Eukaryota, Fungi, Basidiomycota, Ustilaginomycetes, Ustilaginales, Ustilaginaceae. The record is from the annotation of a GenBank genome assembly.